AGUUACAAACAAUCCUUCGUAUAGGAAAGAAGCACAUUAAAAGAAUUGCACCGCAAAAGUCACGUUCGGAGUAGUUCGAUAAAAAAGAUGGUACCGUUCGUCUGCUUAUUAGUCGUAGGGUUAAGUGGGUCAGUCGUGUCGGCUCCAGUUUCAGGUCGAAGGGAUCAAUAUUAUACAACCAAAUACGAUCACGUCGAUGUAGAGAUGAUUUUGAGUAAUAGAAGAUUGGUUUAUUAUUACACGGCGUGUAUACUCAAUAAAGGGCCGUGCUCGCCCGAAGGACUAGAAUUUAAAAAACUUAUACCGGACGCGUUACGAACCAACUGCAAACGAUGUACGGAAAAACAAAAAAUCGCCACCGUUCAAGCCAUAAAAGGUUUAAUGAACAGAUACGAAACCGUCUGGGAACAACUCAAAGCCGAAUGGGACCCCGACGAUCUAUACGUAAAAAAAUUCCUCGAAACUCACGGCGACAGCGCCCUCGUCGCCAAUCCGAACGUCAUUUCGAACAGAUUCGACAACGACGAUUCCUCCGAUCAAACACAAUCGUCGUCGAAUUCGACUACGACUCGAAUCGAAUCAACUACGUCUGUUUACACUAAUGUAGGGAUAAAUUCGCGUCCAGUACCGGCUCUAGAUCCCGCAAUUGCGCCAUUGGCAAACUCGAUAGGAGAAAGCAUUAGGGCUACGAUUUAUGGAAUUUCCCAAUUUUGUCAUACGUUUAAAGUAAGUCUCAUUGUUUUGUUGCAUCAACUCACAUCGUCAGUUGCAGAGAAUUCUGUCAAAUUUUUCCUAACCCCUACGAACGGUUAACAACAUGGCGGCACUAUAUUCAAGCGGACACUAUUAUACCUCAUAGGUUAUAACAACCAGAAGAAGAGUCUGAUUACCAUACCAAACGUUAAUUUAUUAUUUUUUAGUACAUAUUUUUUUUCGAAGUACUGAGGUUUUUUUUUAAUUUUAUUUUUUUAACGUACUAACGUGUAUACAUCGUUGAUCACGCAACGAGGGCAUGAUUCAACUCGAGGCAGGUCCGCAUUGAGGAUCAAUUGGUAUAAUAUGAAAAAUUAACGGUGAUGUCUCUUUUCUGGGUUUAUUUAGGCUGUAUAUAUAAAUUUAAUUGGGAAUAAGGGCUACGACGGUAUAUCGACAUUAUAUAUGAAACGAUAAUGAAAAUAUAUAGAAUCGCUAGUAAAAAAAUGGCGUUUAAAAUUAUUAAAUCUGUAAGUACAGUUUAAUAUAAAUAUUUUUAUAUUAAAAAUGAAACUUGUCCAUUGCUCUUUAUUAAUUUUAAUUUAUACGAAAUACUUGUCACGUGACUAAUUCGUAUUAUAUAAAUAACGCUUCGAAUUUACAUUUUAAUUAUUUCGAAUCUAGUCACAUAGGAUGCCACUUCAAUUUUUGAAUGACAAAAUAUUUCAAUAGUGUAAUUGUCAGUUUAUUUUCAAAAAUUCAAAUACAAUUAUUUCAUAAUAACAAAA
This is a messenger RNA of Diorhabda sublineata, 1481 nucleotides long. RefSeq lists its product as uncharacterized. Bases 88 to 813 code for a protein of 241 amino acids. The transcript is spliced from 3 exons. NCBI's taxonomy places the organism in Eukaryota, Metazoa, Arthropoda, Insecta, Coleoptera, Chrysomelidae. The record is from RefSeq and is a predicted model, not a curated record.